Molecule: messenger RNA, 957 nt
Organism: Ordospora pajunii
Lineage: Eukaryota; Fungi; Microsporidia; Ordosporidae
Exons: 1
Coding region: 1-957 (318 amino acids)
Source: RefSeq, a predicted model, not a curated record
AUGGGAGACGACAGGCCGGUUGUGGAGUUUAUGCUGAUGCUGUUUCUCGGCACUUUCUCGUUUAUGCUGUUUCCAGAGAUGAUCACGACGUCUGUGAAGAAUGCAGGGUAUUUUGAAGGGAACAGAACAGUGCGGGACUUGAGUUUUUUAGCCAAGCCGAUGGGUGAAAGUAUGGUGCUUUAUGACAGAAGUGGACGAGCAGAAAGGAUCAGCAUGAACAGCAUUCCAAGCGGGUCUCCAAUAACACAGGCAAUGCAUCAGGUAUGCAAAGAGGGCAAAGCAUGGCUGAAUGUUCAGAUUGAUGAGGAGGCUUGCUGUGUGUUUAUACGAACGCAAUCGCCGAUUCCUGACUACAUAUUCAGAUUAAACAAGAUACCUAAUAAGAAUCUGUCGCCAUUAGAAAUGGUUCUGUCAUUGGACAACCUCUAUUCUGCAAAAAAGACAUUUGAAAAGAAAAUAGUGAAGACGCUUGCAUAUCUGAUGCUGAGGGAAAGCCUAACGGACAAGCUUGUUCUGUUAUAUGAGCAGAUGCUGGUGAUAGUCAACGAGAGCAACCGGAUGUUUCUUUUUGAUCUUGAGAUUAACCAGGCUCUUGCGAAUGUGUUUAUGAGGGCAAGGACGAAUCUGAAUGUGUUUAUUGCAGCAUUUAGCAUAAGUGAAAGCACAUUGUUUAUGUACACAUCGAAAGCAUCGAGUGAAUUGCCGUAUAGCAAGGCAUUUGAGGCGCGGUUUGCAAAGAUGUUUCCGGAUAAAAAGGACAUCUGGAUAAAAAAGAGCCUAUCUGUAGAUGAUUACAAACGCCUGAGUUUGAUAAUAAGCGACGAAGAAAGAAGCGAAGCAAUGAAUGUGUUGAGCUUGUACUUGAAUGACUGCACAAAGUCGGAAAGACAGAUUUCUGAAGAGAUAAAAAGGCAAUGCGAGAGCAUCCUUGGCAGAGAUAUGAAUGCGAUUUAUUGA